GGAGGCGAGGGGUUCGGGGUGCUGGUGGUGGGCGCGCGGCCCGGCCAUGCCGGGGUCCGGUGCCCGGGUGGAGGAGGGCAGCGGUAGUGAGGGCGCGGCCCCGGGGGCCGCGGCGGAGCCUGGGGUGGGGCCCGGGCGGGAGCCAGCGCGGCUGUGCGGCUACCUGCAGAAGCUGUCGGGCAAAGGCCCGCUGCGCGGCUACCGCAGCCGCUGGUUCGUGUUCGACGCUCGCCGCUGCUACCUCUACUACUUCAAGAGCCCGCAGGACGCGUUGCCCCUCGGCCACCUGGACAUCGCGGACGCCUGCUUCAGCUACCAGGGCCCCGACGAGGCGGCGGAGCCCGGCGCCGAGCUGCCCGCGCACUUCCAGGUGCACAGCGCGGGAACCGUCACAGUGCUCAAGGCUCCUAAUCGUCAACUCAUGACUUACUGGUUACAGGAGCUUCAGCAGAAGAGAUGGGAAUAUUGCAACAGUCUUGACAUGGUAAAGUGGGCCAGCAGGACCUCCCCAACCCCUGGGGAUUUUUCUAAGGGUCUCGUAGCCAGAGAUAACACAGAUUUAAUUUACCCACACCCAAAUGCUUCUGCAGAAAAAGCCAGAAAUUUCCUAGCUGUGGAAACUGUCCCUGGAGAGCUGGUGGGAGAACAAGCUGCAAGUCAGCCAGCCCCAGGGCAUCCAAAUCCCAUUAAUUUCUCUUUGAAACAGUGGGGCACUGAGCUCAAAAAUUCAAUGUCUUCUUUCCGUCCUGGAAGAGGACAUAACGAAAGUCGGAAGAGCGUGUUUUAUACCAAUGAAGAGUGGGAGCUUUUAGACCCAAGCCCUAAGGACCUGGAAGAGUCUGUGGUACAGGAAGAAAGGAAGAAGCCAAUCCCUGAAGGAAACAGAGGAGUAACUGGCUCAGGAUUUCCCUUUGAUUUUGGACGCAUUCCCUACAAAGGAAAGCGCCCUUUGAAAGACAUGAUUGGAUCGUACAAAAAUCGUCACAGUAGUGGUGACCCUUCAGCUGAGGGGACCUCGGGCAGUGGCAGCACCAGCAAGCCCAUCUCCGAAAUGCAGCUGCAGGUCCAGAACCAGCAGGAAGAGCUGGACCGGUUAAAGAAAGACCUGUCGAGUCAGAAGGAGCUCGUGCGGCUGCUGCAGCAGACUGUGCGGUCGUCACAGUACGACAAGUACUUCACGAGCAGCCGACUCUGUGAGGGGAUCCCAAAGGACACUCUUGAACUUCUGCACCAAAAGGAUGACCAGAUUCUGGGCCUCACCAGCCAGCUUGAGAGGUUCAACCUGGAAAAAGAGAGUCUUCAGCAGGAAGUGAGAACUCUGAAGAGCAAAGUGGGCGAGCUCAAUGAGCAGCUGGGGAUGCUGAUGGAGACCAUCCAAGCCAAGGAUGAGGUCAUCAUAAAGCUCUCGCGGCAGCUCAGUGAGUGCGAGGGCAGUGUGUCUUCUCCCACCUCAGCACCUGGCUCCCCAUCGGCCGCCCCCUCCGGCAGGGACCAGCUAGAACUGGACAGGCUGAAAGAUAAUCUACAGGGGUAUAAAACCCAGAAUAAAUUUCUAAAUAAGGAAAUUUUGGAACUCUCGGCUCUACGGAGAAAUGCAGAAAGGAGAGAGAGAGAUCUGAUGGCAAAGUAUUCUAGCCUGGAAGCCAAGCUCUGUCAGAUAGAAAGCAAAUACUUGAUAUUGCUCCAAGAAAUGAAGACACCAGUUUGCUCAGAAGAACAGGGGCCCGCUCGGGAUGUCAUAGCCCAGUUGCUGGAGGAUGCUCUGCAGGUUGAGAGCCCAGAGCAGCCGGAACAAGCAUUCAUUAAACCUCAUCUUGUCAGUGAGUAUGAUAUUUAUGGGUUUAGGACUGUCCCAGAGGAUGACGAAGAAGAGAAGUUGGUUGCCAAAGUCCGAGCUUUGGACCUGAAGACUCUCUACCUCACAGAAAACCAGGAGGUUUCCACUGGGGUCAAGUGGGAAAACUAUUUUGCUAGCACAAUGAACAGGGAGAUGAUGUGCUCUCCAGAAUUGAAGAACCUGAUUCGUGCAGGCAUUCCACAUGAGCACCGUUCCAAGGUGUGGAAGUGGUGUGUGGACCUUCACACCAAGAAGUUCAAGGACAGCACUGAGCCAGGUUACUUCCAGACCUUGCUUCAGAAGGCUCUGGAGAAGCAGAACCCAGCCUCCAAGCAGAUUGAGCUGGACUUGCUGCGGACUCUCCCCAACAACAAACAUUACUCUUGCCCCACCUCAGAAGGCAUACAGAAGUUACGCAAUGUCCUGCUUGCCUUCUCCUGGCGGAAUCCAGAUAUCGGCUACUGCCAAGGUCUAAACAGAUUGGUGGCAGUGGCCCUCCUGUACCUGGAACAAGAAGAUGCUUUCUGGUGUCUAGUUACCAUAGUGGAAGUUUUCAUGCCUCGAGACUAUUACACAAAGACUCUUUUAGGAUCUCAGGUGGACCAGCGGGUGUUCAGAGACCUCAUGAGUGAGAAGCUGCCACGACUGCACACCCACUUUGAACAGUACAAAGUUGACUACACGCUUAUCACGUUCAACUGGUUUCUGGUGGUGUUUGUGGAUAGCGUUGUUAGUGACAUCCUCUUCAAAAUAUGGGACUCUUUCCUUUAUGAGGGACCAAAGGUUAUUUUCCGUUUUGCCCUGGCACUUUUUAAAUACAAGGAAGAGGAGAUCCUGAAAUUGCAAGAUUCAAUGUCCAUCUUCAAGUAUCUCCGUUACUUCACUCGCACUAUCCUUGAUGCUAGGAAGCUGAUCAGUAUCUCCUUUGGAGACCUGAACCCAUUCCCCCUGCGCCAGAUCCGGAACCGGCGCACCUACCACUUGGAGAAGGUCCGGCUGGAGCUGACGGAGCUGGAGGCCAUCCGGGAGGACUUCCUGCGUGAACGGGACACCAGCCCUGACAAGGGUGAGCUGGUCAGCGAUGAAGAGGAGGACACCUGAGUGGCCCCCUGCCCCAUGAUGCUGCUCUUCUUGCCUUUACAACCAAAGUGUGCCAAAAGAGUGAACUGCAGAGAUGUCUCUGCUCAUUUAAAAGCCAGAAUGUCACACCCAUGGUCUCUGGAAAUCUGCUGGGCAGACAUCUAAGGCCACACUGCACUUUCUCAUUUCCACUCGGGGUAGGGGUCUAAUCUGUUUACAGCCAUCAGCAUGCCAUGGCAUUUGGUCACACAUAUCCCUGUCAUGCUUUCUGACUGACGGUGCCUUACCAGGCUUGCAGUUUGCUGUUUUCAAGAGCCUGUUUACAGCCUGUCAGUCAUGUUGGUGUCUUUGCCCCUAGAAACCCUUACAUGGGCUGUCUCCCCAUGUUGGAUCUCCUGUAUAGUGGGCAGUUGUGGGCAUCUUUUGAAUGGUGGCACUGUGAAGGAUGUGCACUGCACUCAGACAUUCCUAGGCCAGAGUGUGCUUCAGGCGGCAGGAGGUUGGUGUGAAAAAAGGGACUUCCUUAGGAAAGCAGGUACAUCCCUUGUUUAGGAAAGACCUAAAGAAAGCCCACAAAACUUCUGCUGGUGGAUUCCUGCUGCCAGCCAUGCCCUGUUUCUGGAAUAGCUUUUGCCCUUUCAUGUGCAACUUUUCAAACGAUGGCUCCCAACCUGCUAGAGCGGGGCCUGGCUCUCCAGACACCCUGUGCUCGCUUCUUAUCACCAGCUGGUGUUGGCAGAUUGUCGGGCAGUUCUGCCCCCUGCCUGGCACGGCUCCGUGAGGUUCUCUGGAAAGCUCUUCUUUCCAUCCGAGAGCUGACCUUUGGAAUCAUUCUCCAUGUCUGGAUGGAAUGGGAUUCCAGGGAAACUGUGGAUCAUCAUCCUGCAAAGCAGGCCCACCCUCCUUGGUGGACGGGAUAGAGGAAGCUUCUCUGGGGGUGCUUUGCAGGGCAGUGGUACAGCUCUUGAGUGACUGCUGUUGGGCAGCCGGAAACCAUGGCUUCCUCAGGAAGAGUCAGUGCUCUCGGUGUCUCUUCCACCUGGCUGGGACGGCAGGAGGCUCGCUGCCAGUGCCAGGGGCUGGGAACUGCCUCUGCUGGGGCAGAGCUUGGGUGAGUCCUCCCAGACGGGUCCCCUCCCCACUGCCGCCCAGAAGCAUCCCUGUUCUCGGCUGCUGCCCUCCCCUUCCCCAAGGCAAGUGUGGUUCUCACUUGGGGUCACCAUCGCCUCCAGCAGGUCAGGGUGUCAGGUAGUUCUGGGGACUCCGAGCACCACCUCUCUGAAAGCCCUGAAAAGAGGCUUUGUGUAAGGAAGGUUAUUUUUGCCUAAUCAUUAUGUGGGCCUUCCCUAAUGUGUAGGUAUGAGAGAAUGUUUUCUGGCAUAGUAUUAUUCAAAUAUGAAAGGAAUAAUUUUAGGGGCCGGCCCCAUGGCCAAGUGGUUAAGUUCGCACACUUCGCUUCGGUGGCCCAGGGUUUCACCAGUUUGGAUCCUGGAUGUGGACACUGUUCAUCAGGCCAUGCUGAGGCAG
Messenger RNA from Equus quagga, 4444 nucleotides. RefSeq names its product TBC1 domain family member 2B (gene TBC1D2B). The record is from RefSeq and is a predicted model, not a curated record. The transcript has 13 exons. Lineage: Eukaryota; Metazoa; Chordata; Mammalia; Perissodactyla; Equidae. Bases 47 to 2938 code for a protein of 963 amino acids.